GAUCACUCCACAUCACUGCUAAUUUUCCAAUUUUUCAAAGUUUUCCUAAAUCUUCUGUACCGGUAAAAUGCACUGAAUCCCGGGACCGGACGGUGUAUCACUUGCUGAGAGGAAGCGGGCGGCAAGGGACGCUUUCUAGAAGAUAAGGAUCUGGCUGUGGAAGGGACAAAACAACACCAAAACUUCAAGUUAACUCAAGAAGAAUGGAUCUUAAGGGAGCAGCAGCUGAAGAGGGAACACAGAAGAAAAAGAAGAAACCUUUAGUGCCACCAUCUCCACGCCCUCCCCGGUCAUUGUUUUGUUUAGGCCUUCAAAAUCGGUUCAGAAAAGGCUGCAUAAGCAUUGUAGAAUGGAAACCAUUUGAAAUUAUUAUUCUUCUCACAAUUUUUGCAAAUUGUGUGGCACUAGCAAUCUAUUUACCAAUGCCGGAGGAUGAUACAAAUGCAACAAAUGUUGUCUUGGAGAAAGUUGAAUAUAUAUUUCUGUUUAUUUUCACAAUUGAAGCAUUUUUGAAGAUUGUAGCAUAUGGACUCAUAUUACAUACAGAUGCUUAUCUUCGCAAUGGCUGGAAUAUCCUUGACUUCACAAUUGUGUCUGUAGGGGUUUUCUCAGUACUCUUAGAGCAAAUUAAUAAACUGCAAGGUAUAACAGCCCCAGGAGGAAAAGGAACUGGAUUUAAUGUCAAGGCCCUGAGAGCAUUUCGUGUUUUGCGACCACUUCGUCUGGUUUCUGGAGUUCCCAGUCUUCAAGUGGUGCUAAACUCCAUUAUUAAAGCAAUGGUUCCCCUUCUGCAUAUAGCAUUGCUGGUCCUUUUCAUGAUCAUUAUAUAUGCUAUUGUAGGACUAGAGCUGUUUUCUGGGAAGAUGCACAAGACUUGUUAUUAUAAAGGAACAGAUAUUUUAGCCUCGGUGGAAAAACCUGCUCCUUGUAGCACUACAGGUCAAGGUCGUCAGUGCACAAUCAAUGGAACGGUGUGCAGGGGGUGGUGGCCAGGUCCCAACAAUGGUAUUACUCAUUUUGACAACUUUGGUUUUGCUAUGCUGACUGUAUACCAGUGUAUAACUAUGGAGGGCUGGACAGAAGUACUUUACUGGGUAAAUGAUGCAAUUGGAAAUGAAUGGCCUUGGAUUUACUUUGUAAGCCUUAUCCUACUGGGGUCCUUUUUUGUGCUAAAUUUAGUACUUGGAGUCCUGAGCGGCGAAUUUACAAAAGAGCGUGAAAAAGCCAAAUCUCGUGGUGCUUUCCAAAAGCUGCGAGAACAGCAGGCUAUGGAUGAGGAUUUAAGAGGGUAUUUGGACUGGAUCACUCAUGCAGAAGUAAUGGAUCCUGAUAUGGAACCGAGAGAUGGGCUUUUACAAUUAGAAGAAGGUGGCUCAGAAACCGAAAGCCUGAAUGAAAUGGAAGGAAUCAAUAAAUGUAUCUCCUUUUUUCGUCAGUGGCGCCAAUGGCAUCGUCUGCUUCGCCGAAAAAGUCGUGCUCUUGUAAAGUCUAGAUUAUUCUACUGGCUUGUUAUCAUCAUUAUACUUGUGAACACUGUUGUCAUUGCAACCGAACACCACAAUCAACCAGAAGCAUUUACAAAAGCCCAAGACAUUGCAAACCAGGUACUGCUUGUUGUGUUCACAAUGGAGAUGAUCUUGAAGAUCUAUGCACUUGGUUUACAGUCAUAUUUUAUGUCCCUCUUCAAUCGAUUUGACUGCUUUGUGGUAUGCACAGGACUUCUUGAAGUCAUGCUAGUUGCCAGUAACAUCAUGUCUCCACUUGGAAUAUCUGUUUUGCGGUGUAUACGGCUUCUUCGGAUAUUUAAGAUAACACGAUAUUGGACAUCACUAAACAACCUUGUGGCUUCACUACUCAACUCAGUCCGCUCCAUUGCGUCCCUUCUACUUUUGCUUUUUCUCUUCAUGAUCAUCUUUGCUCUUCUUGGCAUGCAAAUGUUUGGUGGAAAGUUUGACUUUGAAGACACAGAAAUAAGGAGAAGCACUUUUGAUACCUUCCCACAAGCAUUGAUAACAGUUUUUCAGAUUUUAACAGGAGAGGAUUGGAAUUCCGUGAUGUAUAAUGGAAUUAUGGCAUAUGGUGGCCCAUCCUUCCCAGGAAUGUUCGUCUGUAUUUACUUUAUCAUUCUAUUUGUUUGUGGAAAUUAUAUUUUAUUAAAUGUCUUUCUUGCUAUUGCUGUUGAUAACCUUGCUGAGGCUGAGAACCUUACAUCUGCACAGAAAGCAAAGGCAGAGGAACGGAAGAGAAAGAAAUUGGCAAGAUCACAGCCAGAUAAGUCUGAAGAAGAAAAGCUGUUAUUAGCGAAGAAAUUAGAACAAAAAGCCAAGGGGGAUGGAAUACCAACAACAGCUAAGCUAAAGAUAGAUGAAUUUGAAUCAAAUGUAAAUGAAAUCAAGGAUCCUUAUCCUUCUGCAGACUUUCCAGGUGAUGAUGAAGAAGAAGAGCCUGAUAUUCCCCUGAGUCCUCGUCCUCGCCCUUUGGCUGAACUACAGUUAAAAGAGAAAGCUGUGCCUAUGCCAGAAGCCAGCUCAUUCUUUAUUUUUAGUCCAACAAACAAAAUCCGAGUUCUGUGUCAUCGUAUAAUCAACGCUACAACGUUCACCAAUUUCAUCCUGCUCUUCAUUUUACUAAGCAGUAUUUCUUUGGCAGCUGAAGAUCCUAUUAGAACAGACUCUUUCCGUAAUGUGAUUCUCUCUUAUUUUGAUGCUGUCUUUACUGCCAUUUUUACAACUGAAAUUGUCCUUAAGAUGACUGUAUAUGGGGCUUUCCUGCAUAAAGGUUCAUUCUGUAGAAACUAUUUUAACAUUCUCGAUCUCUUGGUUGUUGGAGUUUCUCUGAUUUCAAGCUGGAUACAGUCCAGUGCUAUCUCUGUAGUAAAGAUUCUUAGGGUACUCAGAGUUUUACGUCCUCUUCGAGCAAUAAACCGCGCUAAAGGUCUGAAGCAUGUAGUGCAAUGUGUAUUUGUAGCCAUUAAAACUAUUGGAAAUAUUGUCCUGGUAACAACGCUCCUGCAGUUCAUGUUUUCCUGCAUUGGUGUACAGCUUUUCAAGGGAAAAUUUUACAGCUGCACUGAUAGCACAAAGAUUACACAAGAAGACUGCAGGGGCUAUUUUAUUGAUGUUAAAGAUGGAGACCCUACUCAGCUGCAGCUGAAGCCAAGAAUUUGGAUGCACAGCGAUUUCCAUUUUGAUAAUGUACUCUCUGGAAUGAUGUCUCUUUUUACCAUCUCCACCUUUGAGGGCUGGCCACAGUUACUAUACAGAGCUAUAGACUCACACACCGAGGACAUGGGACCUAUCUACAAUUACCGCAUCGAAAUUGCUGUCUAUUUCAUUAUCUACAUAAUUCUCAUUGCUUUCUUCAUGAUGAAUAUUUUUGUUGGCUUUGUCAUUGUAACCUUUCAAGAACAAGGAGAGCAGGAAUAUAAGAACUGUGAAUUAAACAAAAAUCAAAGACAGUGUGUACAGUAUGCCCUAAAGGCCCGUCCUCUGCGUCGGUACAUUCCAAAAAACCCUUACCAGUAUAAAGUCUGGUAUUUGGUUACAUCUUCAUAUUUUGAAUACUUGAUGUUUGCACUCAUCAUGUUGAAUACCAUUAGUCUUGGAAUGCAGCAUUAUGGACAGACUGCUGAAUUUAGUCAUGUGUCAGACAUCCUGAAUGUAGCUUUCACUGGAAUCUUCACUGUUGAAAUGCUAUUAAAACUAGCAGCUUUCAAAGCCAAGGGUUAUUUCGGGGAUCCCUGGAAUGUCUUUGAUUUCCUAAUUGUCAUAGGCAGUGUAAUUGAUGUUAUCCUGAGUGAGAUAGAUACACCAGGCAUCCCUGCAACACCAGGAGCAGAAGAUUCCUCAAGGAUCUCCAUUACAUUUUUCCGUUUGUUUCGUGUUUUGCGCUUAGUAAAACUGUUGAGUCGUGGUGAGGGAGUAAGAACCCUGCUCUGGACCUUCAUAAAAUCCUUUCAGGCUCUGCCAUAUGUGGCUCUACUCAUUGUAAUGCUGUUUUUUAUCUAUGCUGUCAUUGGAAUGCAGGUCUUUGGUAAAAUUGCUAUGGUUGAUGGAACACAAAUAAACCGAAACAAUAACUUCCAGACCUUUCCACAGGCAGUAUUGCUACUCUUCAGGUGUGCAACUGGGGAGGCCUGGCAGGAGAUCCUUUUAGCCUGUUCUUAUGGUAAAAUGUGUGACCCAGAGUCAGAUUUCUUGCCUGGUGAAGAGUAUACAUGUGGAACAGGUUUUGCUUACUUCUAUUUCAUUAGUUUCUACAUGCUGUGUGCAUUUUUGAUUAUUAAUCUCUUUGUUGCUGUGAUCAUGGAUAAUUUUGACUACCUGACCCGUGAUUGGUCAAUUCUUGGUCCACAUCACUUGGAUGAAUUUAAAAGGAUCUGGGCUGAGUAUGACCCAGAGGCAAAGGGACGAAUCAAGCAUUUAGAUGUUGUCACUCUUCUGAGAAGAAUUCCCCCUCUAGGUUUUGGAAAAUUCUGCCCACAUCGUGUGGCAUGUAAGAGGCUAGUCAGUAUGAACAUGCCGUUAAACAGUGAUGGAACUGUUACAUUCAAUGCCACUUUAUUUUCACUAGUGAGAACAGCAUUAAAGAUAAAAACUGAAGGUAACUUUGAACAGAGCAAUGAAGAGCUGCGAAUGAUUAUAAAGAAGAUUUGGAAAAGAACAAGCAUGAAGCUGCUGGACCAGGUGAUCCCACCAAUUGGAGACGAUGAAGUUACUGUUGGGAAAUUUUAUGCCAUCUUCUUGAUACAAGAACAUUUCCGAAAGUUUAAGAAACGUCAGGAGGAGUAUUAUGGAUAUCGACCUAAAAGAAAUGCUGUAGAGAUCCAGGCUGGCUUGCGCAGUGUGGAAGAAGAGGGAGGUGAAGGUGAACUAAAACGUGCAAUAUCUGGUGAUCUGACACCUGAAGAAGAAUUGGAGAGAGCCAUGGUUGAAGCAGCCAUUGAAGAAGGAAUUUAUCGGAGGACAGGUGGACUGUUUGGGCAAGAAGACAGUUUUCACACUGAGCCUAUCAGUCCUAUACAUACAACUGUCACCAGCCAGCGACCCCUGCGCUUUUCUGAAGGUGGUGGUGAGGACCUAGAUUCACCAGUAUUUCUACCAGAUCCUGUAUUUUUCCCACCACCAAGAAGAAACCGCAACACAAAUAAUAGCAAAAUAACAAGUGGACUUGAACACAGCCUUACUACUUCAAACUUUGCAAAAGCUCAACAGGAAGAAGAUCAGUGUGACUCUGUUAGUACCAGCAGUAAAGAGGAGCUGAAUUUCUUGAAAAUGUGAAGACAACAAGCCAAGUACCUUAAUCACAGAAGACUUGGGUUUUACUGACAUAUUUACAGUUUCACAACACUGUGAAUUAUUUCUACAGUAUGUCUAGGAGAUAGGUGAUAAAAUAAAAUCUUUUCAAUUUC
Messenger RNA from Bufo bufo (common toad), 5410 nucleotides. RefSeq names its product calcium voltage-gated channel subunit alpha1 S (gene CACNA1S). Gene Ontology annotation, molecular function: high voltage-gated calcium channel activity. Gene Ontology annotation, biological process: calcium ion import across plasma membrane. The record is from RefSeq and is a predicted model, not a curated record. Gene Ontology annotation, cellular component: voltage-gated calcium channel complex; membrane. Lineage: Eukaryota; Metazoa; Chordata; Amphibia; Anura; Bufonidae.